Verticillium dahliae VdLs.17 is the source of this 1215-nucleotide messenger RNA. Its product is annotated as ubiquitin carboxyl-terminal hydrolase. Bases 1 to 867 code for a protein of 288 amino acids. The record is from RefSeq and is a predicted model, not a curated record. Gene Ontology annotation, molecular function: cysteine-type endopeptidase activity; cysteine-type deubiquitinase activity. Lineage: Eukaryota; Fungi; Ascomycota; Sordariomycetes; Glomerellales; Plectosphaerellaceae. The transcript has 3 exons. Gene Ontology annotation, cellular component: cytosol; nucleus.
AUGGACGACAUGUUUCAGGAUUUUUACGCCGUGGAGAACACGAACGGCUUUACGGCUGCUAGUAUUUUGUCCGGCUUUUGGAUAUCUGAGAAGAAAGCGUUCGAAAAUCUGGUCACCACCAAGGAGCAGGAUGCUCACGAAUUCUUCCAGUUUCUUGCAGAAGAACUCCACGAACGCAAUGGUGACGGCAAGCCACCCGAGAUUGGGAGCGAGCAUAGUUGCAACUGUAUCAUCCAUCAAACUUUCUACGGCAAGCUUCAGAGCACCACGACUUGUCAGAAUUGUGGCGGGGUCACUAAUGCUGUACAAUCCUUUCUCGACCUCAGCUUGGGUCUCGACAACCUUGCGCAGCGAAGAGCUAGAAAGACGGGGCAGAAGCAACCUAGUCUUACCCUUCAAGAGUGUCUCGACGAGGAGUACGUGAAAUCAGACAAGUGCGAGUAUCGCUGCCACAAUUGUGACUCCACACAACAGGCAAGGCGAAACACGAGCAUCAAACGGCUUCCCAAUGUGCUCGCCAUCCAGCUCAAGCGAUUCGAGUUCAAGCAAGGACGCCACGAUAGGGCUCCGUCCAAAAUUGACACGACAGUCAAUUUUCCCUUGCAACUGAACAUGCUCCCCUAUACCAACAGAGCCAAGGGAAGUGAUACGAAAGAAUCCUUUGAGCUGGCAAGGUCAUGCACGUAUGAUCUCCUUAGCGUUGUUGUUCACGUUGGCGAAAUAGAUACGGGUCACUAUGUUUCUUAUUGCCGAGUUGCCGAUCAGUGGUUCAAAUUCAAUGACCACAAGGUUGAGAUGGCCUCAAAGUCUGACGUCCUCAGUGCACAACCAUACUUGCUGUUCUACAUCAUCAGAUCCCUUUCCUGAGCCUAAAGCUCGUAUCUUCUGCACGGCCACUCCGAAUUCUUUGGGUACAGCCCAUGAGGGCAAGGACUUUAGACGCUUUGCAUAUCACCGAUGGCUGCGCGAUAGAGCAGGCACGAGAGAACUACUACAGUCGGCAUUUCACGGCGUUGGACAGGGCACACAACAUUGCAUACCAGGGUACAGGCCAUCUGUUUGUAUUGGAGUUUGGAGGACAGGCGGUAAUCCUUAUUGUACGUGAAACAGUGGCAUUUGUGGGAAGAUCUUCACAGUCUGUUCUCCAAAUCAUGUGCAGUCUCAUGCACAUACCGAAUCACACAUGGAUGCAUGCCACGGCAUCACUGUUCUUGC